Messenger RNA from Fraxinus pennsylvanica, 1203 nucleotides. Lineage: Eukaryota; Viridiplantae; Streptophyta; Magnoliopsida; Lamiales; Oleaceae. The record is from the annotation of a GenBank genome assembly.
AUGGAGGACGACAAAUUGGCGGCGUACUAUGACGAGUUAACUCAGAAAGGCGGUGGCGCCGCCAGAUUCAAACAAGGUCUUGGAUUCUCUUCCAAUACUCCUGCCAACAACACUGUUACACCCAGAGGCUCCGCUCUUCCUACCACCUCAUCUUUUCUCAGCAGUUUCGUCAAAGCCUCCAGUCCCACCACCUCCUCCAGUCUCCAGAAACAAGCCCAGCUCGAGUCUAUCCAAAACAAGCUUAACAAAGCACCUACCGUAAAACCCCCAAACCAUGAUAAAAGUAGUCGAAACCCAAGCCGCCGGAGCCGGAGUCGGAGUCCAGAUAAAACUAGAGAUAGACAUGCAAGACGCCGUAGCAGGAGCCGAAGCCGAAGCCCAGUUAGAUAUUCUAGGCGCCGGAGUAGGAGCAGGAGCCAAAGCCCAAAUAGUUAUUCAAGGCAUCGUCACCGGAGUCGGGAUAGGCGGGCAAGGCGAAGGAGCAGUAGCCGGGAGGAUUAUGGGUCAAGGCGUAAACAUCAGUCUAGGAGUAGGAGCAGGGAAAGAGACAGAGAGAGGAGUAAGAAGAGGUCGAGGAGCGGGUCGCCAGGGCAGAGGGCGGAGAAGUGUAGAAAGCGUGGGGAGAAGAAGAAUGGUGGUGGGGGCGGAGGCAGGGUUGAUUACACUAAACUGAUUGAAGGUUAUGACAAGAUGAGAAAAAAGUCAGAUUCUGUGACUUUGAAUUUGAUAGUGUGCAGAUUCAACAAGGGUUGGCAAUAUAAAUUCGAGCAUAGUGCAGGAGGUGAAGUUUUGUUCUCCAACUGUAUAGUUGAAGUUCCCUACCCAGCUAAUGUUGACUCUGAAAAGGAUGAAAGCAUGGGAACGGGAUCUGGAUGGGAGCGAUUUGACUUCAACAAGGAUGCCCCUCUGGAUGACGAGGAAAUCGAAGCUGUGGAGGAUGAUGCAGCAUUAGUCAAGCACUUGGGGCAAAGCUUUCGGUUUUCUGUAGUGGAGGCAAAGAAAGAGGAAGAUAUCAAAGCUGCUCAUGACGAGGCGAUGUUUGGGGCCCCUUCACUGCCACUAGAUGCAGAAACAGAUAACAAAGAAGAAGAGGAUAAUGAUACAAAUGAGGUCAUUGAUAGUCCACCCGUCAAAAGUCUUCUUAGUAACCAGGUAAUAACAAUGCAACAAGGCUCAUGGCGUGAUCGUGCGCGUAAAGGUUGA